Molecule: messenger RNA, 1296 nt
Organism: Prosopis cineraria
Lineage: Eukaryota; Viridiplantae; Streptophyta; Magnoliopsida; Fabales; Fabaceae
Product: cycloeucalenol cycloisomerase-like
Molecular function (GO): cycloeucalenol cycloisomerase activity
Source: RefSeq, a predicted model, not a curated record
UAAGAUGUGAAGCCGUAAGGUCGUAGCCGAUGCAUCAGGCUCGGAGUUCACUUACAGUACAGAGUGGAUUUCCUUUCAGCCUCACUCUUGCGCCACCAACACCAAAUAUUCUGCGAGUGCCAGCCGCGUCCGUAUCUCCGGUCACCGGUGAACUGAGAUCGGAAUAACGAAAUGGGCGGUUCCCCCAAGUCAUCUUCUGCUUCGCCGAGCUUGUGGCUUGCUCCUAAUCCGAGCAAACGAUGGGGAGAGCUGUUUUUCCUUCUCUACACUCCAGUCUGGCUUACUCUUUGUCUCGGAAUUGUCGUUCCCUUCAAUCUUUACGAGUGCUUCACAGAGUUGGAGUAUUUGCUUGUUGGGUUGGUGUCAGCAGUUCCUUCUUUCUUGCUACCAAUGCUGUUUGUAGGGAAGGCUGAUACAAGCCUGUCUUGGAAGGACCGUUAUUGGGUCAAGGCUAGUAUCUGGAUAAUAAUCUUCAGUUAUGUUGGAAAUUACUUUUGGACUCAUUAUUUUUUUUCAGUUCUGGGCGCAUCUUAUACCUUCCCAUCGUGGAGAAUGAACAAUGUACCUCACACAACUUUUCUGCUCACUCAUGUCUGCUUCUUAUUUUAUCAUGUUGCAUCAAACAUGACACUGCGCAGACUAAGGAAUUUUACUGCUGAUUUGCCUGAAAAAAUAAGAUGGGCUGCAGAGGCUGCAUGGAUUCUUGCUCUAUCAUAUUUUAUAGCCUACCGAACAUUAGCUAUUUCCAAUUUCCCCUACUAUCAAUUUGUGGAUCGCGCUGCUAUGUACAAAGUUGGAUCUUUGUUUUAUGCCAUCUACUUUAUUGUAAGCUUCCCCAUGUUUCUAAGGAUCGAUGAAAAAUCUGGAAAUAAAUGGGACUUGGGCAGAGUGGCUGUUGAUGCUUUGGGUGCUGCCAUGCUUGUCACAAUAAUACUUGAUUUGUGGCGCAUCUUUCUCGGACCUAUUGUUCCAAUGCCUGAUAUGAAACAGUGCGCUCAAUCAGGAUUGCCAUGGUUUCCUGUGGACGCAAAACAAACAUGAGAAUCAUUGAACAGAACCCUUGAAAUGAUUAUGGUUCCAGAAUGCACCUGCACAAUUCAAAUGCAAAACCAGUAUGCGCAGAGCCUGCAGAAGGAACCAGAUUGUACUUUCUUUCGUAUUAAUAAUUGCCAACUACCUGAUCAAAUCAAUCUUAUGUUUGUCAUUUAGUACUUUACAGUUGCAUCUUAGUGAUGCAUGCAACUAAAUUCUGUACAAUGAAGUUAACUGCAAAUCAGCUUUUCGUUUUGGUCCCUA